AUGUCGAAGCCGCUGACGAAUAUUAACCCUAUUGUCAAUUCUUUGAUCGACCUUUCAGGCUCACGUCUUUUUGCUUCCUCUCUUGGAUCUUUAACGACCGAGAUCCUACUGGGCAUAGUGGUGGUGCUAACUGGAGAUUCUCCUUACCUGCUGCUGUUUGGCUUUGCCAGCUUACACAAGAGCCAGUUUGCAGUCCACUCGUCGCCAGAUUGCCUUACACUAGUGCUGACACGUUCACCAGCAGACAGGUUUUUGUACCAGUCUUUCUCACCGUGUGGAGGAAGGUGGUAUUUCAUCUUUGGUUCUGGGACUAAACUGUAUGUAACAGAGGAGCAGGUAGUGAAGCCCGUGGUGAACGUCUGCCCCAUUGAAUCCAACGUCCACCAGGAGGGGAGGAGCUCCCUGCUGUGUCUGGCCUCAGCCAUGUUUCCUCCUCUGGUCCAGUUCUCCUGGAAAAGACAGAAGGAGGACGGCUCUCUGGAGGAGCUGCUCCCUGCUGAGGGACAGUUCAGAGGGUCCAGACAAUCCGCCGUCAUUAGAGUGGUUGAUGGUGAUGCUCUCAGCAGAUAUAAAUACAUCUGCUACGUCAAGCAUGAGGGGGGAACAGUGGAGGCCCAAACACAACAAGAGGUUCCUGCUUCCUCUCCACCUGCUUCUCCUCCACCAGUUUAUGAAACAACUCCUCCACUUCAGAAAGAAGAAAUAUUUCCACCAUCCGAUCCAGCUGCAACCUCUGUUCCUGUUCUCCACCCUGUGAAGCUGUCAGUGUCCUUCCAGUCUGAGUUGAGGGUGAAGCUGCUCUUGCUGCGGUCCACAGUGCUGAUAGUGAAGAGUCUGGUGUACUGCUGUGGACUCUCUCUGCUAAUGAUCCUCAGAAACAAGGGACCGUCCACCAACUGCACAUAUGCUGACUGACUGUUUUCUGCUGGACUUUUCUCUCCAUCAAAUCUCAUCAAUUCAUCUCAUUCAUCACUUUGAUCAGGAUUCACAAAUGUUAGUUAUGACAUGUUGUAGUUGCUUUAAAAUUUCUCUUUUUAUGCCGAUUUUACAGUUAUUUUCAGAAUUUACAUCCAUUUAUUAAGGUUUAUAUUUGCUAUCAUGAAGUGUAAAUUCUGAAGGAAAGCUUGAUCUUGACAUACUUUCUGUCUUUUACAUGUCUGAUCAUUUUUAGUUUUUCUUCCAGUUUUCUGUUUUUUAUAUUGCACAGUUUUUUGUAAUAAAGAGAUUUUUUUUAGAAGAAAAGUAAGAUUUUUUUUAUAUUAAA
Melanotaenia boesemani (Boeseman's rainbowfish) is the source of this 1264-nucleotide messenger RNA. Its product is annotated as immunoglobulin lambda-like polypeptide 1. Lineage: Eukaryota; Metazoa; Chordata; Actinopteri; Atheriniformes; Melanotaeniidae. The transcript is spliced from 5 exons. The record is from RefSeq and is a predicted model, not a curated record. The coding region runs from base 1 to 915 and encodes 304 amino acids.